GAAGCGACGGUUGAUUGGAGAGCAAACCUCUAAUUUAUCCGUCGGGGUUUAUUUGAUUAAAGAGAAGUUGAUUUCACAGUUGAAAACACGAGCGCCACUGCAACUUUAUACGUUCAGUAGUCCCUGGUUAGCGCGCCAAAGAAAAGACUUUUGCUAACACGCGGAAGAGGAAGCCAUAUUUCAGUAAGCAGAGAUCGGUCUAACGCUGUUGGUCAAUAUUACGAGAGUCUCGCCAAUAAUCCACACCGUAAGGCAAGAAUUCUACUGACCAAACAUGGCUGUUGAGAAGUUACAAGCGCAAAGCAAAGCAGGAGUAAAUAGAAAGAAAAAACGGCGCAGAAAGCCGCGGCUUACUGGUCUGAGCAAGCAGAGACAGACAGCGAAUGCUCGAGAACGUUCUCGGAUGAGGAGUAUCAGCGCCGCUAUGUUAGAACUAAGGUAUCACCUGCCUUCGUCCUUCGCUCCUAAAGAGAAGAAACUGUCCAAAAUACAAACACUGCGCUUUGCAAUCCGCUACAUUGGAGACCUGUUUGAGGUGCUUCAGAAAGGCCAGGAGUCAGAUAGCGAAACAAGCUCUGUUGAGAGUGAAUCAAACACCGUGAGAGAGGGUCGGUUCAAAGCCGACAGUUAUGAUAGACGACAGCGUUUCAAGAUUGAACGAGAUAAUCCGUCGUGUAUGUAUUUGAAAGAAGCCCUGUCUCAAACCUAUCUGUAAAGUUCAUAAAUUUAUAGAGGAGACCAUGAUUUAUCAGUUUUAUGAAAUGAAGCAUUUCACCGAAUACCAAAUAAGUGUUUACGUCAUGAUCAUGAUGGGUUUUUAAUCGCGUGAAAUAGGCAGGUUAUUAUCAGAGAUAAUCACUCUCACUUGAACCAAUCUUAACUUAACACGUCCUUGACUUUUAAUCAGAUCUCAACAGUACUUCGUUCAGCGAACUUGACAUAAAGAAUCAAGCGUAUAUCGGAUGCGAAGUCUGAAAACUGUCUUAAAGAAAGGUAAACGAAAACCUUGUUUCAACAUUGCAAUCAAGUUGCUUUCCUGAUGAAAAUCGAGGAGAAUCAAAUAGUGUUGUUUUAAUUAGUAAUUGAUCUUUUUGGAUUGGGAAGAUAUUUAGGUUGAAUUAGUUUUCCGCCCUUUCGCGUGAGAUGUCAACACUCCACAUGCAACAGGAAAUUACGUUUUUUCAUCACACACUAUUCGAGACGCUUGCCGUGUCGCGUGGAGAACUACAGAAUUUCUCGGCGUUUAUCAUAUACAUAUACAUAUUCUUAAGAUUUGAUUAGCACGAAGGAUCUACAUACUUUGAUAUCUGUAUAUCUGUUACAUUAUGGAUCA
Pocillopora verrucosa is the source of this 1333-nucleotide messenger RNA. The record is from RefSeq and is a predicted model, not a curated record. Lineage: Eukaryota; Metazoa; Cnidaria; Anthozoa; Scleractinia; Pocilloporidae.